Messenger RNA from Linum trigynum, 1794 nucleotides. Lineage: Eukaryota; Viridiplantae; Streptophyta; Magnoliopsida; Malpighiales; Linaceae. The record is from the annotation of a GenBank genome assembly.
ACGCUUCCUUAUUUCCAGUUCCACGGACAAUACGGAAUCAUUAUUUGUAUUGUAUUGUUUGAUAGGGUGAUACCUAUAUAUAUAUGUUUGCAUUGGUAUCAAAUAAUAAUUAUGAUGCUUGAAUUAUUGUUUAUUCGUGAAUGAAAAAUGCUUGGAGGUGGAGAUUGAAGCGACAAUGGCUUCCCAUUUUCAUUUUUGAAGAAAAGAUAAUGUCAAUUGCAAGGCUUUAGCGAUGGUGGUGGUGUGGGGUAUUAAUUUUAUUUUUAUUGUUAAUUUUUUUUCCAUAAAUUAUUAGGUAUAAUUUUGUAAUUUCAUAUUGUUGAUACCAUGUUUGGGAUUGAUCGGGAAUCGAUUGGAGUUCAUCCGAGCAGUAUUGGGAAGAAUAGGAGCAAGAAGGGAAAAAAGGCACUGGCCACGGCCACAGGUCACUGCCCUUGACCAGGCAGUGACGACGAUCGCGGCCUGUGAUCAUGGUCGCGAUCAGUGGCCACGAUCUCCAGCAGGCAACCAAGAAAAAGGCAGAGAGUUUUCUCACCCGGAUCGCGGUCAUGGUGCGUUUUGGCGACAAUAAAGAUCGCGUCCGGGGCACAAAAGAUCUCGGUCGUGAUCUCGUGAAGGAGGCCGCGAUCUCGGAACUUAAAGACGGGAUAAAACACGUCAUUUUGGACGAUUCGGAGACAUUCCAACUGGUCACGCCCUUGUCAUGAUCGUGACCAUCGGGUCACGCCCUUGGAGGACAUGACCGCCAUCAGCUUUCUAUAAAUACCCCUCUUUGCUGCACUUUUCAAAGGAGAGCUGCCUUCGGGUGAGAAAAUUAGGGUUUUGGAGUGCUUUAGAGAGAGAAACACCUUGGGUGAGCUUCAUUGGAUAUCCAUUCAACCCAAAGAGCAAGGAGAAGGUGCAAGCAAGGAGAAGAAGGUUGAUUCCAUCAUUCCCCUCUUCUAGUUUGUAUUUUCUUCUUCUCUCUAAUGACGUGAAUCUCUAGUGCUUGUUUAGGAUAUAUGGACCCUAGUUAUAGGUUGUGAAUGAAUGAAUGUGUUUGUCUAGUUGAUUUUAAUGCCACUCUUUCCUAAAUGAUGACGCUUGGGUAAGUCGCACUAAUCUUCCCUCUUAGCCUACUUUAUGCUACCGCGUUGGGUAUGGAGUUCUAAGGUUAGACGGGUAUGCGCCAUCUAGCGAGUUUAGGUUAGAUGUGUGAAUGAGGGCUUAUAGUGGUCAAGGCGACCGAACUCCUGCUAUAGGUAGCCUUCCUAGAUGGAACCCAGGAUGAUACCUCGGUGUGGAUGGUGGAUAGUGUCCAUUGAAAUGAGCCAUAAACUUAAUGCCCCAGAUAUGAUAGCCUAGAUCGAGGUAACUAGAACAUGGAUUUAGGGGAGGCAUACUCGGAGGCGUGUGGAUAACCACGAAAGCCCACGGAAAAGAGCUCAUUCACCACAUUCGAUUAACUCUACUUUACAACCUUAGCUAGGUGGAUUUGAGCCUAUGAAACCAUCUUACCUCUAAGCGUCCUUCCAACCACUUGGUUGGUUGUUUAUUUUACCUUAGGAGUAGGUUAAUUUAGUCAAAUACCCCUCACCAAACUUCCAUCCCGAUUAGAUAGUGGCUCGGAGCGAAGUAAUAAUACACUUAGUGAUCCCUUGGAAUACGACCGAAACAUUUUACUACAACUCUAGCUAGGUUAUACUUGGUUUAGUUAGAAUUGAAUAGAGAGUGUACUUUGAAUUUAUAAAUUUAAAACUCGAUCGCGCACCGGAGCACGAUCAUUUAGACACUAUAUAAAGUUAAUAGAUGUAU